UUCCUGUUUGCCACGGCAUUCUGAUGUGAGUUAGAGUUGAAACAAUUAUCUAUGAUUUUCUUAGAAAAUUAUAAUUAAUGCGACAAUAGUAAUAUGAAGAGAAAAUUCAUGCAAACGUUGAAACAAUUAUUUUUGAUAAUUGACAAGUGUCUUUGUGGUGGAUAUUUUUUUCUCACUAAGGAACUGAUCAUUUUGGCCACCUGUGUACCGGUAAGUCUAGUCUCCAUGGGCACUAUGCAUAUAUGGUAAGGGACCUAAGAGUAUCCUAAACUUUUCAUUUGUAGGAAAAUGGUUUGUGUCCAAAUGUUUGUUUUGGUUUUGGUAUUAGAAUUAGUUUCAGUUCUAGUAAUCACUAGUCUUGGAACGAAACUAGACGCAUCUACAAAUUCUUCAUAUGGUGGAAGAAGAACACUUGCUAGUGAGAAUCCAGAUUUCAUUAGCAUUGAUUGUGGGUCGAGCCAAGAUUAUUUUGAUGAAGCGAGUGGUAUAUUCUACAAGUCGGAUUUGGAGUUCACAAGCUCUGGUGAGAAUGGAGAAAUACAAGGCGAAUACACCCCUCAAGACCCGCUAUACGGGCAGCAGCUAAUCAACCUGAGGAGCUUUCCACAAGGAACGAAGAACUGCUACACUUUGAAGCCAAUUCAAGGCAAGAACAAUAGCUAUCUCAUCAGAGCUGUCUUCUUGUAUGGAAAUUAUGAUGGACAGAAUGGAAAUCCCAAAUUUGAUCUACAUCUGGGUGUUAAUUUCUGGGAGACUGUUCUGAUUGGCGAUAUGUCUACUUAUGUUAUAUAUGAAAUUAUACAUGUAGCACCAAGGGAUGUGAUACAUGUGUGUCUUGUAAACACUGGGUCAGGAACACCUUUCAUAUCUGCUUUGGAAUUACGUCUUCUCGACAAGUCCAUGUACAGGAUUGAAUAUGCAGGAGCACUAGCCGUGGCAGCCCGAUUCGAUAUUGGCACCCAAGGAAGGACUAUUGUCAGGCACAAGGAUGACCCUUAUGAUCGCCUCUGGUCGCCUGACAACUUUUCUCCUGGGAUUCCAAUUAAUACCACAUCAAAUAUUACAGCAUCCAGCAGCGGUACUGUUUACAAAUUACCGACACAAGUGUUGAGAACAGCAGUCAUGCCCCAAAAAAACAAGACAGACUUGAGUUAUUAUUUGACCCUCAAUCCCCAGAGGGAAUAUUACUUCUGCUUUCACUUCAUGGAAUCUGAGGAAGUCGCUGAAGCUCAGUCAAGACGAAUCACUAUCACGUUGAACAACAUCAACUAUGUUUCUAACCCCAUCACUCUAGAUUACUUGCAGCCGCAGUCUUUGUGUCCCCAAGCUGCUCCUCUUAGAGGAAAUGCUAACUUCACAAUUUCUAAGACAACGGACUCUGGUCUUCCACCCAUCCUCAAUGCCUUUGAGAUUUACCAUGGACGUCCACUCCAGCAAUCACCAACAAAUCAAGAUGAUCUUGAUGCAAUCAUAGCCGUCAAACAAACAUACAAGAUAACCAGAGAUGACUGGCAAGGAGACCCCUGUGUCCCACGCAAUUUUUUAUGGAAUGGUUUGAACUGUAGUGACGGCAUUAGUCCAAGGAUUAUCUCAUUGAACUUGAACUCAAGCAAACUAAAUGGGAACAUAACUUCUUCAUUUGCCAACCUGAGAGCAUUGUAUUCCUUGGAUUUGUCCUACAAUAAUUUUACUGGGUCAAUACCAGAAGUUUUAGCAUCGCUGCCAAAUUUACAAGUCCUUAAUUUGGCAGGCAACAACCUGAACGGGUCAGUUCCUAGAGGUCUCGUGGAAAAAUCUGAGCAUGGGCAACUGCAGUUGAGUCUGCCGGAAAGUUUGGACCCAGGCCAGACAGAUUCAAAUGAAGGAAAGAGCAACUUUAUUAUUCCAGUUGUCACAUCUAUAGUUGCACUCCUGCUCUUGAUUUCUAUUGUAAUAUUUUGGAGGAUUAAAAGGAAACAAGGACAAGUUACCAGAUCAAAGCAAGAAGAUGCAAUAAAACCAAAGACUCGGCAGUUUACUUACUCUGAGGUUGUUCGUAUUACCGAUAACUUUAGCACAGUCAUUGGUGAAGGAGGUUAUGGAAAAGUCUACCUUGGCACUAUGAGAGAUGCCAGUCAAGUUGCUGUUAAGAUGCUAUCUUCGUCAUCUUACCAAGGGUAUAAAGAAUUUCAAGCGGAGGUGCAACACUUGAUGCUUGUUUAUCACCGAAACUUAGUUUCUCUUGUUGGGUAUAGCGAUGACCGGGGUAACAAGGCAUUGAUUUAUGAAUACAUGUCCAAUGGAAACUUGCGACAGCAUUUGUCAGUAAAUAAUGGAGAUGUUCUGAGUUGGAUUAUGAGGCUUGAAAUUGCCAUUGAUGCAGCAAAUGGGCUGGAAUACCUUCAUAACGGGUGCAAACCACCUAUUAUCCACAGAGAUUUAAAAACUUCCAAUAUCUUACUGAAUGAAAGUAUGCAAGCCAAGAUUGCUGAUUUUGGGUUGUCCAGAUCUUUUGCGACUGAAAAUGACUCUCAUGUUACAACUCUUCCAGCCGGCAGACCUGGAUACCUUGAUCCUGAGUAUCAAUCUACUGGAAACUUCAACAAGAAAAGUGAUGUUUACAGCUUUGGAAUUAUUCUUUUAGAGCUAAUCACUGGGCGGCCUGUAAUCACUAGAGGCGAUGAGAGUGGCACGUAUAUGCUUGAAUGGGUUAAUCCUUUGAUCGAAAGAGGGGAUAUCCAGGGCAUUGUUGAUGGUAGGUUGCAGUGCGAAUUCAACACCAAUGUUGCUUGGAAAGCAUUGGAGAUAGCCAUGUCAUGUGUACGACCAACUGCAAUCCAAAGGUCAGAUAUGAGUCGUGUAUUGGCAGAGCUGAAGGAAUGUUUGGCUGUAGAGAUGGCAUCUGGAACAAAAUGGAAAACAGAGAACUGGUCAAGUACUUCAUUUGAAAUGACCUCUCUGGCACAUGAUACAGAAAUGCUUCCAAGUGCUAGGUAGUUAUUAAGCAAUGCUUAUACAUGACAGUUCCAACUAGUUUUAAGUUUUCUGGAUAUCCCAAUAAGUUGAGAACUGAGGUUGUCCGUGAAAUAUGUACUUAUGUUUUGAAAAAUGGCAUGUGAUUCUCCCUAUUCUUGUGUGUCAUAUUUUUUUUCAAGUAAGUCAUGUUUAUUAUUAUUAGGGGACUCGAACCUUACUCUGAUUCAAGUUCUAUUCGAUCAAGAGCUCCUUUUUAUAGUUCUGAACUUUUA
Tripterygium wilfordii is the source of this 3227-nucleotide messenger RNA. RefSeq names its product probable LRR receptor-like serine/threonine-protein kinase At1g05700. Gene Ontology annotation, molecular function: ATP binding; protein binding; protein kinase activity. The record is from RefSeq and is a predicted model, not a curated record. Gene Ontology annotation, biological process: protein phosphorylation. The coding region runs from base 289 to 2976 and encodes 895 amino acids. Lineage: Eukaryota; Viridiplantae; Streptophyta; Magnoliopsida; Celastrales; Celastraceae. The transcript has 13 exons.